This is a messenger RNA of Mesorhabditis belari, 1167 nucleotides long. Lineage: Eukaryota; Metazoa; Nematoda; Chromadorea; Rhabditida; Rhabditidae. The record is from the annotation of a GenBank genome assembly.
AUGAAAACCCUCAUCUUCUUGUGCACAGUUUUGGCUUUCGUUUACUCGCAACAAGAUGGGUUGAGAUUGAAAAUGAGAUUCCCAAGCGCUAAAGUGAUCUCGAAAGCGACAAAGAUGUCGAAUUGGCGAACGGGGAAAGGAGCCGGCAAGAUCACUCCAGUCUUCAAUCCACAAGUCAUCUUCAACAUGGGAACACCUCAACAAACGUUCCUUGGCUGUGGAAUGGAUGUCUCAUCGGGUGACACAUGGAUCGUUGACAUCAACGCUGCACAACCCGACCCGGCUCCAUGGCUUUUUGAUCCAUCGAAAUCGCACUCUUUCAAGAACACAAGCUACUACUAUGCGACUGAUGUCUUAGACGUGGACGGUUUGGCGGCAAGAUUGGUUGGAACGAUUGCACAAGAUGUAUUCCACGUGCAAAACAAGAAAUUCACAAUGAACUUUGCAAUGAUCGAGUCGGUGACCCCAUGGGGAGAUUUCGCCGAGAUUCCCGAUGUGUUCGCGACAGGACGAUGUGGAUUUGAUUUCUAUUCAACCGAUUAUAUGGAUCAAUUCUUUCCAAAAUUGCUUGCCGCAGCCAAUUCUUCCCAACAAUCGGUAACAAUGGUGAUUCAUGAUUGCAUGUUGGACCAAGAUGCCGAAGAAGUGCUUCAAGAGAUGACAAUCGGAUUCAUCGAUACCACUUAUUGCAACACGUCGACUACUGUAAAUCUGCCGCUUGUCGAUAAGAAUAACUGGAAUUUCGCGAUUACUGGAUAUCAAAUCGGAAAUAUUUCCUCGACUGCUCGAACAAUCGCCAAAAUGGACACAAACGAUUUAUUGACCGGAGUGCCACAAAAUGUUUAUGAUUACAUUUAUAAACUGACGAACGCCACACAGACACCCGACAAUGCCUGGCCAAUGGUGUCCUGUGAUCAGCCUUUCCCGCGUCUCAACUUCACUGUGCCCGGCGACUCGUUUUCUGUUCAAUCGCACUACUAUGUCUUCAAGGAUUUCACAGAUCUCGAUAAUCCCUGUUAUUUGAUGUUGUACCCGUUGAAUGGCGGCGGUUUCUUGCCCUCGUGGAGCUUCGGUUUUGUUUGGAUGUACAAGAAAUGUGUGACUUUCGAUCGCGGAAAUAUGGCCAUUCAAUUCACCGAUUAUAACUCGGAUUUCUGUCAGGAUAUC